AUGGCUAUUGCUCCAAUUAAGUUUGCCUUUACCAGCGCAGUUUAUAUUAUCCUUUUUACAAACCCAUCUUUUGCUCUAUUCAAUUGUCCUACCCAAGAAUCCCAAUCUCUUCUUUCCUUCAAAACAGCCUUGAACGUCUCUGAUGGCAAUCUUAGUUCAUGGGUUAAUGGAAGUGACUGUUGCUCCAAAUGGGAUGGCAUAUCAUGCGAUAAUCUCACCAACCAUGUAGAGCGGGUGAAUUUGAGUGCUUACACCAACCACGAAGGGCAGGGCGUGCAGAGUCGAGUCGUAUCUGCUACUUUGUGCAAGCUUCCUUUCCUCAAAUACCUCAACUUGAGGAGCAUAGGUCUAACUGGUAAUAUUCCUUCCUGUUUGGGAAACCUCUCUCAUGUUCAAUAUCUGAAUUUUAAAAACAACAGUUUGAGUGGGAUAGUUCCCCCUGUGAUUUGUCAAUUGACCAAUCUUAGCUAUAUAGAUAUUAGCUAUAACCAACUAACUGGAGUAUUGCCACCAUGUCUACAAAAUCUCCCUUUUCUUAAGUUCUUAGGUCUUUCCAUCAAUAAAUUCCAUGGAAACCUUCAGCUUAGUGAGCUUUCCUCCCUUGAGCAGCUUUAUGCUCGUAAUUUUUCAUUCCAUGAUUACAUUAGUUCUUCGCAGCUGGCAUUACCAUCGUCUAUUAGGAUUCUCUGGCUCUCCUCAAUUACCAUUUCAGAUACUCUGUUUCAUAAUCUUGCAGAAUUAAAAUAUUUAUUUCUAUCGUAUUGUGUACUAAAUACUAGGACAACUUGGAUUCCCCUGUUCCAGUUACAAGGCUUAGAUAUAAGCUCAUGUAGAAUUGGUGGUCGAAUUCCUGAGUGGCUUUCCACUCAAUAUUCAUUCCAGACUUUGACAUUGGGUUACGACAAUAUGUUUGGAGAAAUUCCCUCCUGGUUAUGGGAGAACAAUGCUGAGUUGUAUAUGUUAAACCUCUCAGGAAAUCAUUUGCAUGGCAGCCUUAUUAUCCCAAAUGGCUCAGUUCAUUGGAUGACAGUGUUUGAUGUGUCCAGAAAUGCAUUGACUGGAUACGUGCCAUCUUUGUGGCCUCCAUAUUUACAGCUAUUGAUGGUUAAUGACAAUGCUCUAGUUGGCACCAUUCCUCCAAGUUUGUGCAAUUUGGAUCACCUUGUAAAGUUAGAUCUGGCAAACAACAAAUUGAAUGGCAAUAUUCCUCCAUGCUUUUCAAACUAUAAGGCAAUUCAAGUGUUGAAUUUAGGGAGUAAUAGUCUCGAGGGAAGCAUACCCCAUGGGCUAUGCUGCUCCUCUUUGAUUGUAAGAAAUAAUAAGUUAAGUGGAGAGUUCCCUCCGUCAAUCACUGAUUGCAAGAGAUUACAAGUACUAGAUAUUGGGCAUAACAGAUUUGCUGGGGAAAUUCCAUGGUCAGUGGGAAAUCUAUCAGCCCUUCAAGUGUUCAUGAUGAAGAGUAAUCAUUUCAGAGGUAGAAUUCCUUCAGAAAUUGUCAAACUCAAGCAACUCCAGAUCUUAGACCUGUCAUCUAACAAUAUAUCAGGUUUUAUUCCACGUAACAUUUCAUCUCUACAAGCAAUGGUAAUACCAAGAGAAGACGGCCACAUGUUAUCUACUCUGUUGAACCCCUUUCAAAUAUUUGUAAGAGAGAAAGGCCUUAAUACAUAUUUUAAACUUGGCCCUUUUGAUACAUAUGUAAUUCGAGUUCCGUCUCAUGUUGAAUUGGACAUGACCGUGAAAGGCUUAGAGCGGCACUACUCAUAUAUUCUUUCCACGACAACAUACAUAGAUCUCUCAAGCAAUCAAUUAAAAGGAGAAUUUCCGGUGGAUUUUGGAAAGUUAAAAGGGUUGAGGUUUCUCAAUCUAUCAAUGAACAACCUCAGUGGAGUUAUUCCACACAGUUUGGGGGAAAUGAGUGAGUUAGAAUCAUUGGACCUUUCUUCAAACAGAUUUUAUGGAAGUAUUCCUGCGGAGAUUCAAGCUCUAACUUCAUUGGAAUGUCUAGAUUUGUCCAACAACAACCUCUCAGGCAACAUACCCCAAGGAGGACAGAUGAUCACAUUUGACAACACGUCAUAUUCUGGAAAUCCAUAUUUGGAAGGAUGCCCACUUCCAAAGAAAUGUUCUUGGCCACAAUUUUCUCCUCCCCUUCGCUCUACAAAUGAAAUGCAAGAUAGAAAUGAAGGUUUUAGAAAGAAAAUAUCAUGGUAUGUGAUUGGACUAGGAUUUUCAUAUGUAUCUGGUUUUUGCUGUGUAAUGCUAUUGCUUGCAGUGAGAAAGGCGUGGAGAGAGAAAUACUUCAAUAGGGUUGAUAAGAUUUUGAAGUUUUCGUUUCCAUCCAUACGAAAUAAGAGAUUGUGA
Molecule: messenger RNA, 2364 nt
Organism: Cryptomeria japonica (Japanese cedar)
Lineage: Eukaryota; Viridiplantae; Streptophyta; Pinopsida; Cupressales; Cupressaceae
Product: receptor-like protein EIX2
Exons: 1
Coding region: 1-2364 (787 amino acids)
Molecular function (GO): protein binding
Source: RefSeq, a predicted model, not a curated record